GAAUCGUUGUGUCAAAAUUCAACUAAAGCUAUAUCCAGCCCUAGUUUUAAUUUAAGCUAGAUGUAUGUUGCUUAAUUUAAAUUGAUCACAAAUCAUUUUGAUUCAGAAUGAAAAUCGUGAUAAUAGUCGAUACAUAGCGUUGGAAUUAGGAACAGUAGUUUUUGUUAAAAAAAUACGUGGUUGGUGAAGCCCCUUAAGCGCCGUAAAGAGGAAAAAGAUCUUUCACUGCUUGCAGUGAUUACUGUUUGUUAUUUUCAUCUCGGUUUCGUCAUACUCCCAACGUCGCAUACGCAAUAUGUAACCUCUAACUACCAAUGAACGAACGAAACAAUUCAAACGGCAGCCCAUCGUCAUCAUCCGUUUGAGUAAACAUCGCAGAUACACAGAAUAUAGCCAUAUAUCGUGUUCGUUCGUUUUACUGAUCAAUCAUCGACAAGGACCAUGAACUCGUGGAAACGGCCUCCCGAAUCGAGUGAAAACGAUUCAGCUAUCCGAAAUCCGAAAUUUGCUAUUGAGAAUACCUCCUCUGACAUUAUGUAUCAAAGGUUUGAUAAUCCCUAUAUAGGCCCGUCAUCUACAGUUACUAAGGCAGGACAGGAUGAACUUGGAGAGUCGUCUUUUAAAACGGCAUCUAGACCAUCAUGUGAUAAGAUCCCUGCCGAAACAUUUCUACAUGGAAAAAAAAAAACUGGCCGAGAAUAUACUGUUUCAGUUGUACUUGUGUGCAUUUGGCUCUUUUGUACUAUAGUUCUUAUGGCGAAACAAGAAAGAAAAGUAGAUGAUGUUCAUCAAAUUACAUUGGUUCCAAAUGAAACUAAAACACAAAUAAUAUAUAAAAACCAUAUGCCCAACUCAACUAAAAUACAACUGAUGCUUGCUGGAGCUUUUAUGCCUGAUUAUUACAGUUCUUUAGCAACACAUUUUUUUAAUAUUUGGGUGGAGUUUGAACCAUCUAGCAGGUAUAAUAUGUCCGACAGUUUUAGAUUGGAGCAUAUUAAUAAUCAUUAUCCCAAGAAUAUAACUGAAAUAUGGUCUAUACCUAUUGUAAGUGAAUCAUUAGUUGAAGUUGUUCCUGAAAUGCAUCAUAAUCAAAUAUUCAAGUUAAAUCAUUUGCCUGCCUACGAUAAUGUCCAUGGGCAAACUAAACUCUGUAUGAAUACCACAUUAAGCACUAACUUUCCUCUAGCAUUGACUUAUGAUUUGUUUCCUAUCAAUACAGAAUAUGGAAUUAUUUAUGCUGUAAUUGUAUUGAUUGGCCUGUAUAUACUUAUUAUAACCGAAGUUGUCCACAAAUCGAUUGCAGCAAUAUUAGCAGCUACCACAUCAAUUGCCAUACUAGCUCUUUUAGAUGAAAGACCUACUAAAGAUGAACUUUCCUCUUGGAUAGACAUUGAAACAUUGCUUCUUCUUUUUUGUAUGAUGGUCAUUGUUGGUAUUUUGUCCGAAACAGGAAUUUUUGACUACUUGGCAAUUAUAGCCUAUAAAGAAACUAAGGGUAAAGUUUGGCCAUUAAUCAACACAUUAUGUUUCUUUACUGCUAUGGUAUCUUCUAUCUUAGAUAAUGUUACCACCGUUCUUUUAAUGACACCUAUAACAAUAAGAUUAUGCGAAGUAAUGCAAAUGAAUCCAGUACCAACACUUAUGUGUAUAAUAUUUUAUGCAAACUUAGGAGGAGCUUUAACAUUAAUUGGUGAUCCACCAAAUGUAAUAAUUGGAACGAACAAAGAUGUUGUAGCAAGUGGAAUUACUUUUACAACAUUUUCAAUGCAUAUGGGUAUUGGUUUAGCAAUCAUAUUUAUCACGGUAAAUUUACAUCUAAGGUUUAUUUUCCGUAAUAUGCAAGAUUUAAAAUUUACUGAACCUACAAAUGUUACAGAAUUAAGACAAGAGUUGGCAAUUUGGCAAAAAGCAGCAUCUUCAUUAUCAUCAUACUCAAAAGAAGAAGGAGUUGUUCGAGAUAAACUUCUGAGAAAAUGCAAAAUAUUAUUUUCAAAACUGAAAGAUACUCUUAAAGGUUUCAAAGUUGAUAAUAUACCUGCAGAAAGAUUACAAUCCUAUGAUGACUCUAUUAAGGAUUUUUUGAAUAAAGAUAGUAAUUUAGAUAAAAACCUUUUAUGGAAAUGUGCUAUAACAUUAGGUUUUGUUAUUACUCUUUUUUGCCUCCAUUCAAUUCCUCAAUUGAAUCUUAGUCUUGGAUGGAUUGCUUUACUUGGAACGUUGCUGUUACUUAUACUUGCUGAUCAUGUUGAUAUUGAAUGUGUACUUGGUCGAAUUGAAUGGGCUACAUUGUCAUUCUUUGCUGCUCUAUUCAUAUUGAUUGGAGCUUUAUCUGAGUUAGGUUUGAUCGAAUGGGUUGGUAAGCAAACUCAAAUGAUAAUAAUGAGUGUUGAUAAAGAAUACCGCUUGGCUGUUGCAAUUAUUUUAAUUCUUUGGGUUUCAACUAUUGUGUCUUCAUUUGUUGAUAAUAUUCCAUUAACUACUAUGAUGAUAAAAGUAAUAACUUCAUUAUCCAAAAAUCAUGAACUAGAAUUAUCAUUACAACCUCUGGUCUAUGCUUUAGCAUUUGGAGGCUGUCUUGGUGGGAAUGGAACUCUUAUUGCUGCUUCAUGUAACAUGGUAUGUGCAGGAGUAGCUGAACAACAUGGAUACAGAAUGUCUUUUAUGCAAUUUUUCAAAGUUGGAUAUCCAGUGAUGUUGGGAAGUGUAGCUGUUGCAACGGUGUACUUACUCAUUACACAUGUUAUGUUUGAAUGGAAUGUAUAA
This is a messenger RNA of Sipha flava (yellow sugarcane aphid), 2763 nucleotides long. Its product is annotated as P protein-like. Gene Ontology annotation, biological process: transmembrane transport. Bases 442 to 2763 code for a protein of 773 amino acids. NCBI's taxonomy places the organism in Eukaryota, Metazoa, Arthropoda, Insecta, Hemiptera, Aphididae. The transcript has 21 exons. The record is from RefSeq and is a predicted model, not a curated record. Gene Ontology annotation, cellular component: membrane.